UAAAUAUUCCAAAAAAAAAUUAUAAACAACAAUUUAAAAAAAAUCGAUUACACAAAUUCCACAACAGUUUAUGAGUCACUUUAGUGGAAUAAUAGAAAUUACGAUAACAUGGGGGUCAAAGCAAACGUUUCAGGUUGUAUUUGGUGCGUUUAGAAUUGAAGAACCUCAUUUUGAACCAGCUUUACUACCAUAAUUAUCUGAAAAAAGGUCAAACUAGUGAUGAAAACAUGCACAAUAUCAAAUAUCACAAGUACAGGCUUAAUUCUGAGAGCCACCCUGAAAACAGUGCGAGUUCGGCAUCAUCUGCACCAAGGACUUCUGAGCCGCACAAAGUUGUAGCUAGAGGGGCCACUGUGACAAAAAAUAAGCAGGAAACAUUGGAUCCUCCACCUCCCAGAGACAUAUCCAAGGAAAAUUUAGGGAUAUGGAUUGGCUGGACGUACAGAAGCGACAGAGAAGUUGCCAGAGAGUCAGCUACCAAAGGACACAUAGCUUUGGCCAAAAGGUUUCUCAGUUUACGUAAGAGCAUUAUAAUCGAAAGAGCCGCUGAGUUUAUAAACAGUGAAGUUUUACUAUGGGUAGAUGAACUGUUAACCCGAAAGCUAAUCCUGAGAAUCUCAAGUUUAUUAGAAAACAUUGGCCUAGACCCGAUUUACGAGCUGCAAAACAUGUUCUACCAGACCAAAAACCCUGACAGGAGAGAAUAUAUUGGGAACUAUUUAAAAACCAAGGAAGUCUUACCGACGAACUAUGAAAAACUAUGGAAUUUCUUAAAUAUAAUCUUACAAAAUAAGGUUUUACACUGUGGCGAUGAUACAGCAGCAGAAGUUAGUAUAGAGGAUCUAGAGAAGAAACCCGAUGGGUGGAAGGAGGAAAUUGCCGCCAAAUUGUUCUUAGACACUUAUGAUUCCACACUGGUCACCUGGAUAAAACCCAAAGUUCUCUGGAAACAACUCUUACUAACCAACCAGCUCCAUCUCAUAAAAACCUGGAUAAACUUAUCCUUUUCCUCUGGCAAUGUUGCUCCAAACACGCCGGAAACCAUAACGAACUUACUAAAAUCCUCCCCAUUAACUGAGGAAAUGAUUGCGGAAUUAUCCGACUCGAAUAUGCCCCCGAGCAGUUUCGAAGUUAUCCUAAACGAUUUGGCCCUGUUUGGUAUAUUUAUUGAGCCUGAAAAGAGUGACUUUGUAAAAGUGCUUGCCAGGGUCGAUGCCGCUGAUAAACUGUUGAAUAUUUACGAGAUACUUGGAAAAACGACUUCGAACAUUCCUCUGAUCACUUUUGAGUCCAUGCUAGUGGAAUAUUGUUUGCAAAACGAUUUGUUAACAGUUAUGAGCGCUUGUACGGCCAAUUUUGAUCUGGCGUUAAUACCAAAACUGAGAGAGUCCCCACAUGUGGAUUUACUAAUGGAUUUUAGGUGCUUUAUUGAGAAUUUUAAUGAUAACGAUUGCUUGCUUGGGAAUAUUUAUAAAGUGGCCAAGUAUUUGAGCCAAAGCAACUUGGAAGAGUAUUUUAACGAGAAUUUCAUGAUAUUUUUGGCCCUUUUAGUACUCACCCCAGAGGUGUCUCUGGAAGACUCUAUCAGAGAUAAGUCGGUUUCAUUAUUCGGGAAUAAUUUGUUUAAUUGCUUGGCCAAUAUUCUAAAGCAUCACCCGUUGCUCUCCAACCUGUACUUCCGCAAAACAACCGGGGUAAAAUGUAAUUUAACUUAUCAAGACUUAGUCGAGAAGCAUCUUAAAAUAGACCUGAGGCAAGUGAAGUGUUCCGUGUUGGAAUCCCCCAAAGCCUAUUCAAAAAAAGUUAAUUUUAUCUUUUACUUGAUCCAGCAUCGGCCCAGUAUCGCGAGCAAGCGGUUCUUCCUGGAUCUCCUAAAGAAAAACGAGCCUAUCGAUGCCAAAGCGAAAUCACUGGCCCAAAAUAAAGUCUAUAAAAUCGCCAUAAAAAACUUUCUGGAUCAAGGGUUGACCACCACUUGCGUGACAUUUUUAAAUAUGAUUGGAGCGGAGGCGGAACAUUUACGUAUCAGCUUAAUGGCCGCGAACAUUUUGCACCAAUCGGGAGUGGAUAUGCACAACGUCAUCUCACUGUUCCUGGACAAUAACCCUCAAAUAAUCCAGACCUUAUUGGACGAGAAUCUGGUGAAGUUUUUCCAGUUUUCUCGCUCGAUUUCCGGCGGUGAGUUCGUGAGGGCCGUAAAAACGUUCGAUUUAGUGAUAAAGUUUUCCACGUUGCAUAACUUGCCGUUGCCCGAGAGUUUCUUGAGGAAUUUGGCCCAGAAUAACUUGUGGUUGCCCUUUUUGUUGUACGCCCAAAUGAAGAAUUAUCCCAUAGAGCAAAUGAAGGAGUUAUGUUCGAACAUUAAGAGCCCCAACUUGUUGGAGCAUGUGAUCCAUAGCGUUUUGCACGACAUCCAUGUGGACGAGACCAAUGUUUUAAUGCGAGAAAGGGAUCCGAGAAAGUAUCUGUUAUCGAAGAUCGGAGUACGUAGGACCGUGGAUAGUUUAGUGGGUCCUACAGCAUCGAUUACUUCCAGAUCUACUGUUGGUAGUGGAGACAGUUACGUGAGCACAUCCGGUUCGGAAUCGUUGGAAAUCGAUAUUUCUAACACGAAGGCCACACUGUUGCAGAUUUUAAUACGGUGCCAUAAUAGUACGGAUCCGCCCAGGGCUCUUUUGCAGGCCUGUCAGCUGUAUAGGAAUCCCCUGUUGGCUAUUUUGGCCACUAGUUACGAGCCCGACUCUGUAAUAACCAACUGGCUCACCUGGCUAGCGGUUUCCACCGACCUAUACGAGUUAUUCACCAACUUCGAGUCGAUUUCGGCUUCGAGUCAAAAAGUCACCGAACUAUUGGACCACUGCAUGCGCCAAAAAUUCCCCAAGACACUUUGCCAGAGCUGCCUUAUUUUCGUGCCGGACAACCCUUUGGCGCCCUUUUGCAUCUUCUUAAACGCCCUUAUAUCCAAAGAGUAUGAAACCGAAUUCCUUACAGCUCCUCUGGAGAUGUUUAAAAAACUAAAAAGCACCCGACGUGCAAGCGUCUUAAGCCAAACCGAUUAUGAGUUGACUUAUUUGAAAAAUAAACUAUGGCUAGAAACGACCGCUUUACAACUCCUAUGCUCCGCCUUAAUUUAUAACACAGAUUCCCACUAUGAUCAGCUGCGUUUCGUGCAGAUCCUUUGCAACCUGGAUAUCCAACAAUACUUUUCCUGCGAAACCCCUAGGUUUCAUAACUUGCAAAUUAUCCUGGAAAUAAUCUAUGAUAGUCCGGUGCAGCUUGAUUUAGCCGAGUUCCUGGAUAGCACCAAAGAAACCGAAGCUGUCCAGAGGUGCGUCAGUAGUUUACUGGAUCGGCACCUCUUCGAAGCAGCUCUGAUUGUAGCUGAAAGUUGCGCCCGAUCAACCGAGGAAAUCGUGUUGGAAAAGUGGAAAUUCUUGUUUAAAAACUGUGAAAACUUUGAGGGUUGCCUUAGGGAGUGUGACGCGGACUUUGAGGCGCAAAAAGUCCCUCCAGAAGCCGCAGUAGAAUUCUUUAAAGAGCGUAAAUCCAUUGGGGACUUUGAGCGCUAUUUGCUCCUAAAAUAUUCCCACAAGUGGGCUGCAAAGCACGACUUACCGACGCGCUACCACUUGGAAAGAAAAAAAAUCCUGGCUUACCUAAAAGUGAUGGAUAAGCCUUUAAGUAUCGCCGAAUUAGAUGAGGAAAUCAAGCCGUUUUGCACCUAUAAAGAUAUGCUGGACGUAUUGGAAACGAUCGAGAGACCCCUGGCUAACUUAGCUACGGAUUACAUGAAGGAGCUGAAUAAGAUCCAGCUAGAGGCGCUGGAUUUGGAGAAUUUUUGGUUGGCAUUGAAGCUGGAACGGAUGUUCGGUUGUAGCUGUAACGACUUGAAGGUUUUGGUGCUUUGCCACGAGUUGGCCGAGGGGCUGGUGUUGCCCCAUCAGUUGAAUAACGAACAGCAGCAGGUGGUGGCCAGGGUGAAGGAGAUUCAAGAGUUGACGCACCGUAGGAGGAGUUUUUAUAGGGAUGUGAGCUGUUCUUCUGAAACCUAUCUCGAUCUGAUAGAAGAAGAACCCGAUAACACCAUCCAGGCCACCCUAAACCUCAUUCAUCUCCUCAUCGAGAAACUGCAUCACGGAUCCGUAUUGGCUUAUUCGGUUUUCAUGAAGUACCGUAUAAGCGCCAACAUCGAAGUACCCUACGGAAUCGUAGCUUCAAACAGCGAUCCGUUAAAAAUGCUAAAAUUCGCCCUACAGGACAACUGCAUGAACAAACUGGAGGUGGUCCAUGACUUUUUUGAGAUAUUCGCCUGGUCCAAGAAAGAGAUAACAGAUUUUGUUUGUGACGAAUUCAUAACGGCCGCAUCCAGCUACUCAAAGUCGAAAAUCGAAAAUUUCACCAUGUGGGACGUAAAACUGGCGGAGCAGUUCCAUUUGAUCCUCAAACACCUUAAAGACGAGUGUUCCACCUUAGCGUACAAAUUUUACAAUUUCGCUUGCGCCGUACACCAACAACAGGAAAUAGCCGAGUUAAACUUCAAAAUAAGCGAAAUGUGUUUGGUGGUGGAGCUACUUGUAGCCGCCCACAGCUGUUUUACCGCCGAUUGUAACAUGGAGGGCAUCUCCGUCGUUUUGCGGAAAUGUCGAAAAGUCAUUUUUCACCUUUUAGACGUCAGAAGUUGGAAAUUGAUCGUACGAUUGCUUACAGGUAUAGGCAGAUACACGGAACUGAACUUCGUCUUCGACAAACUAAAGGAACAUUCGCAGUUCGAGUUUUUGCUCAGCAAAGGUUCGAAAAGGGACGAGCGUCUAAAAUUGGCCUGCGUCGAGUAUUUGAAAAAACACUGUCCGGAAAAUAAGAAAUUAUACGAACUGGUGGCGAUCCAUUUCAAUUUGUAUUCGGAGGUGGCGAUGGUGUGGGAACGGGAGGCUCAGGGCUACUUGAAGAAUUUAUACGCGAUCGCUGUGGCGGAAAUGCAAAAUCGUAGGCCAAGCAUGUGGGAUAACACUGGAGAGAUGGUCGUUUUAACUAAGAAUGACGAUACCAAAAUGUUUUUACAUAAGGCGAUGGACAAAUAUGUUUUUGCGGCAGAAUUUCACACCCAAGCGGAAAAACUUACCUAUGCGUUAAAUGCGACCAAACAGGCGGAACUGAUUGCUUUACAAAAAUCACUAAUUCGCCAAGUGGCUCCGAACGACACGGUUCCUUGUCUGUUUUAUUUAUCGCACGCCGCUGUUACUAAAUUGAUGAGUAACAAACUCAGUUUUCACGAAUCCUACAUAUUAUCGCAAGCCUACAACCUGCAACCGGACUGGCCCCAAAUACUGUACGAUCAAACCAUCACGAACAACAACAUAAGCUACUUUGAAGAAUACGCGGAAUUCCUCGGGAUAAAUGAUGAAAUCGUGAAAGAUAUGGCGAGGAAAUUUUUAGGGAAUCACGCCCUUACCGAAAACGCUUUUCGCAAUAUGAAACGAAUUAUCGAACAGGUCGGAUCCGUACAUGUGAAAUAUCAGUUGGCCAGCGAGUUGGGAUUCAGUCGGAUGGUACAAGAAAUAAUCGUGUCGGGAGAGACGUCUUAUUUAAAGGAUACGGUGUAUAAAAGCGGAUAUAAGGGUAGGAAACCGUCGAGAACUGUUGAUAAAUAAACCUGAAUGUCUGAUUUAUUAAAGAAGGAAUUGUGAUUGAAUAUCUUUAUUCUGUGAUAUUUACUUUUUCAGAAACAAAAAUUGAACUUUCUAUUGUAUUUUCUUAUGGUAAUCGAUUGUUUUCGGAUUGAUAUUGUAAAAUAGGUGUUUUUGUAAUAAUUUUGUUAUGUUUAUAUGAAAAUAUGUAUAUGUUUAAGCGGUUAUUGAACCAAUAUUUCUGUGAUGAAUAAAACUAAUAAAAAUACUUUA
Messenger RNA from Anthonomus grandis grandis, 5897 nucleotides. RefSeq names its product spatacsin. Gene Ontology annotation, cellular component: cytoplasm; axon; synapse. Gene Ontology annotation, biological process: axon extension; axo-dendritic transport; chemical synaptic transmission. Bases 228 to 5648 code for a protein of 1806 amino acids. The transcript is spliced from 13 exons. Lineage: Eukaryota; Metazoa; Arthropoda; Insecta; Coleoptera; Curculionidae. The record is from RefSeq and is a predicted model, not a curated record.